This is a messenger RNA of Chiloscyllium plagiosum (whitespotted bambooshark), 4476 nucleotides long. The record is from RefSeq and is a predicted model, not a curated record. NCBI's taxonomy places the organism in Eukaryota, Metazoa, Chordata, Chondrichthyes, Orectolobiformes, Hemiscylliidae.
AGCAAGUUUGGUUGCGAGGGUUAAAAAAGGCGGGCGAAGAGAGCGAGUCGGGUUGCACCGUGAGGGGGCGGGGAGGAAGAAGAAGUUGAGAGCCGCCAUCUUGUGGAGGGUAGCGGCGCUUCCUCGGGGACCGCUUUUAAAAAACAAUUACCUUCUCGACUUCUAUUGCUGUCGGGGGUGGGUGGGUGGGGGGGAGGAGAGUCGUCCUCGGGCUUCGGAUGUUCGCCCCCGGGGCGUGGGAGAGCGAAGCGCGUGAUCGCCGCCUGUCACCCCAGAAAUGGCGUCCGACAUCGGAGGACCGCUGGGCGUACCGGUGACUGGGAGAGCUGGAGCAGGGACGCAGCCACAGUCCAGUGGGGGCAUAGUGUCCCGGGCACCGAAAAGACAUCCAGGACUUGACUUUGAGGACGACGAUGACGGGGAGGGCAGCAGCAAAUUCCCAAGGUGUGAUGAAGACCAAGGGCCCAAUGACAAAGAGAGAUUUGCCAGAGAGAACCACAGCGAGAUCGAGCGGCGUCGCCGGAACAAGAUGACGGCGUACAUCACGGAGCUGUCAGACAUGGUGCCGACCUGCAGCGCCCUGGCCCGCAAGCCGGACAAGCUGACCAUCCUCCGCAUGGCCGUGUCUCACAUGAAGUCACUGCGGGGCACGGGCAACACCUCGGCUGACGGAACGUACAAGCCAUCCUUUCUGACCGACCAGGAGCUGAAGCACUUGAUCCUGGAAGCAGCGGACGGCUUCCUCUUUGUGGUGGCCUGCGAGACGGGCAAAAUAAUCUACGUGUCUGACUCUGUCACUCCAGUCCUCAACCAGCCGCAGUCCGAGUGGUUCGGCAGCACCCUGUAUGACCAGGUCCAUCCGGAUGACGUGGACAAGCUGCGGGAGCAGCUCUCCACCUCUGAGAACGCCAUGACAGGUCGGAUCUUGGACCUGAAGACCGGCACUGUGAAGAAAGAAGGACAGCAGUCCUCGAUGAGAAUGUGCAUGGGUUCGCGGAGGUCUUUCAUCUGCAGAGUGAGGUGUGGGAAUGCGACAGAGGAUCCGGCAUCCAUGAGCAGACUCAGCUUCCUGAGGAACAGAUACAGAAACGGACUAGGUCCAGUCAAAGAAGGAGAGACUCAGUAUGUGGUCGUGCACUGCACAGGUUACAUAAAAGCCUGGCCUCCCGCAGGUGUGACGCUCCCUGACGAUGAACCAGACGGUCAAGGGAACAAGUUUUGCCUGGUGGCUAUCGGACGUCUGCAGGUCACAAGUUCUCCCAGCUGUCUGGACAUGAAGGGUAACACCGUGCCUGUUGAGUUCCUCUCCAGGCACAACCCCAACGGCGUCUUCACCUUCGUCGAUCACCGGUGCCUGGGCACGGUCGGCUACCAGCCUCAGGAGUUGUUGGGGAAAGAUAUUGUGGAUUUCGCCCACCCAGAGGAUAAGGGACUUUUACAAGACAGCUUUCAGCAGGUGGUCACGUUGAAAGGCCAGGUACUGUCGGUCAUGUUCCGGUUCCAGACCAAGAGCCGGGAGUGGGUGGUGAUCAGGACGAGCAGCUUCACCUUCCAGAACCCAUACUCCGAUGACAUCGAGUACAUCGUCUGCACCAACACCAAUGUCAAGCACCUGCAGCAGCCUCCUGCUAUCGCUGGGCAAGAAGAUCUCAGCUAUGAACAUUCCCAGGUUGCCGCACCGUCGGAGCACACAAAACCGAUCAGCAAAGCAGAGCCCUUGUACAGUCAGGAAACCGACCCGCGCUACACCGAAAUCUACUCUGCCCUUCCCACAGCUGAACAGAGUAAGGUGAUUCCCUCAACGCCGGGUACCGGGACUCAGCAGAUCUUCCAGCAGGGGACCUCCUUCCCAUCAGCACGGCCCACACAGAACUUCAGCUCCACCAUGGUGGCUCCUGUGAACAUUGUCCAGCAGCCGGCGUCGGCAGGGCAGAUCCUGGCUCAGAUCUCACGGCAGUCGGUCAGCGGUCAAGUUACCGGCAACACCUGGAGUGGAAGCCGCCCGCCGUUCCCAGCGCAGAUAGCAGCCCAGGGGGCAAAGACGCAGUCGCCCCAGUUUGGCAUGGCAGCCAACCGGAGUUUCACGGCCAACACUGCUUCCUUCAGCCCCCUUGCCAGCCCUGUAGCCACGUCCACGGCAGGAGGCACCGCCUACCCAUCCCUUGCUAACCGCACGUCUGCUUUCGCUGAAGCUGGGCAGACAGGCUCACCGUUCCAGAGCCGGCCCGCGGACGGAGGCUCGGUGUGGCCUCAGUGGCAGGGACAGCAUCACUCCCAGGCGUCCAGCGAACAGCACGCACAGCAGAGCCAGCCCGAGGUGUUUCCGGAUAUGCUGUCAAUCUACGAGGAGCAGGGAACCAGUUACAACAGCGAUGAGUUCUCGGAACUCCCCAUCUUCCCCUCGUUCUCGGAGUAACCGGAAAAGGGAAACCUUGCCAAUACACAUCCAGUCUUCCCACGACCCCUCUUCCCCCCCCCCCUCCCUCCGAACCCCUGUGAGCAUUUCGUUUGUACACUGUGACGCGGCUGAGGUGUUUCCACCACCCACCCACUGUCCUGUGGGCACUGAGCAGAGAAGGCGAAGGGCAUCCCUCCAGCAGGGAGACAGCCGUCCUGUCCCGUGAACCCCCACUCUCUCUCUGAAUUCGGGGAAGCUUAUUCUUUGUGGUCCAGUGCUCCGGCCUGGUCGGAAUUCCACCGGGAGGACACGAUGCAUCUAUGUGUAUCCGGAGCGGGGAGUCUCCAUUUCCCUCUGCUCAAAGCCGUGCUUGGUAUUUGCUCUGUGCCUGUAUUCAGGACUCCAGGUGAGACUCUUUGGAGCACUGAUGCUGAUGUUGUCAGUGUACGUUCCUGCUUGGUCUUGCGCUUGGGUAGUGUUUCAAAGCUUUUGCUUUUUGUUCCGGGGAGGGGUGGGGGGGGGUGUUUAGUUAAAAGCAGGAAAGCACGAUCACCUCUGCCUGUCUCUGUUCAUGCCAAGGAGGCUGCACGCAAAACCGUUGCGGCGUGUGUUCUCUCACCCCCUCCCCCUGCCCCAGGGGAGAGCGGUCCCCUGAUAGACGAUGGGGCGCUUUUCCUUCCGGGUGCAGGUCGCCAUGCUGUCUGCAGAAGUGGUGCGUACCCGCCGAGGAUGUACUGCAGUGAGGUCUCCUUCAGUAGCACCUUCCAGAUCCCCCCACCCUCUCCAAGGACAAGGGCACGGGGACCCCCACUAUCUGUAGAAUUCCCUUCUGAGCCCCACACAUCAUCCUGGCUUGGAGCUGUGUCGGUGAGCACUUCCUUGUCAGUAGACGAAAGCCCCGGACAGUCCUCCCUAAUGGUACUCCACCCCCUCCCCCCUCCUUAACAGGAUGAUUUAGGGGGUGAGAAUGAAUUUUAAAGCUCAGUGUUGCUUUGCGGGACCCCUCCCCCCGAGAGCUCAUACACACCGCGAGUGUGGGGAUAACCUUUUUCUCUUGGCUCCCUUUGAGGUCAAGUGGGUGGGGACAUCUGGCUCGGGCCCUGUGCUUGGGGAGAGGCCUCCCCCAGUAACUUCACCGACCAAAUUCCGUCUCAUCUGAUGGUGGGUGGUCACUGUCACCUCGGGGGGAAUUUGAUGUGCUCUUACACCCUCCACAAAACCGCCCUCUCUCUGACAAAAUACAGGCGCUUCCACCCUUCUCACUGGCCCGGUCAGUAUGUGGUGUGACUUAACCCUGUGGUUGUAAAAGAUGGACCAGACAAUGUUCCCCUGUCUGCCGAUCUCGGAGGUCAAGAGUUGACGUGGAGCAUUGGCAGCUACAGGUUGGUUUCCCAGCUCAAGAUCCCAGGAGAGCAAAAUUGGCACAAACUGUACCAUUUUUUUUCCCCUUUUAACAAAAACGGAAGGAAAUGCAGUAACAGGGAUUUAAGGGGUCCCUGAAUCUUGCCUGACCCCUGACCCCCAAAUGAGAGCAUGACCUCUUCAGGAUUGCGAGCGUUUCGCACCAUCGAGGAGGAGUGACCUGUUUUAUUUUUUAAACUUCUCAUGUGACGGGACUUUCUAAAUAGCUUUUCUAAAAAAAAAAAGGACUUGUAAUCUGUGUAUGUAACACACUGACCUGUGCGCCAGUCUGGAAGGUUUUCAUUUAUUAGAACCUGAUGAGUUUUUCAGACCGAUCUGGUGCACAAAUGUUUGUAUUUUCUUUAAUGCUGUAACAUAGAUUUUUAUCAAACUUGUGACUUGUUCAGGAGCAAUCAUGUUUGUCAUCUGUCUUGAAGGAAGCACUGGGUCUUUCACUGUUUCCUCGUUUGUAAAUAUGUCAGAUUAGUUUCCUAAAGGGGGGCGGGGGGGCCUGGUGGGUUACGGAAGGGACAGUUUGAAUAUUUCUAUGAAAGUAUAUUAAAAAGAUAUAGUAAGGGGUUGCAGCAGCAAAGAAGGAACUGUUGCCUGUGUAUGCAUAUGUCUCUUAGUGUCUCUGUGCGCGUGUGUGUGUCUGUGUGCGCAUGUGUCUCUGUUUG